GCACACUCAAAGUUGGAGGGCAUAAUUGUCCGUUGAAGCCAAGUUAAUGGUUAUGUUUAUGUAUUAUGCCUAAAUAGUAACUUGUCCAGCUGAGCACUUAUAUAUCUUUAAAAUACACUCGUCCAAAACUUGGGAUUGUUACAACAAUUUCGAUCAAAUUUUGGAUAUAUUUCAGACCUUUUUCCAUACAUAUUACUGAUUAGUAUAAGUAUACCAAAGUCCAUAAUUUUGAUAAAUAAAUAGAAAUAUCUAUUAGCCUUGGAAUGUUACCCAAUGAAAUUUGAACUUGUGGCAAAGAUUUCGUGGAGCUAAAUAAACAUGUAAGAAACAUCAUGGUCCUUCUCUCAAUUCCAAUAAACAAAUUGAUAAACAUAGAGGGUCUAAUUUGCAAUUUUAACAUACUUGAAGUCGAAGCUAAUCUUAAAACUCCUCUUUACGCGGUCUGGGACUUUCCCUUCGCUUUCGUAUUGGGAAUUUGCAAAUACAACUCGCAUAUUCUCUCUCCCUCGCUCUCUUUUAAAGCUUCGUCGCCGCCGUCGUGUCUGGUUGCUUCGAUUCGCCGGUAAGUAUUCCGAUCUCAGCUACAACGUGCCGGAAAAGAGCGUAAAUUUACCCUAAAGUCUUCAAUUCCUAGGGGUUUCGCUUCUUCGCUGUCUCUAUGUCUUAGAAUUUUUCAAGCUAUUCGAGAAAAAGGAAAAAAAAAUUAGGGAAAAGAACUUCAAUUGAUUUUUAUAUAUAUUUGAUUAGUUUUUACCAGAUCUGCUAUUGUGUUUUCAAAUAACUCGAUAUUUCAUCGAGCUAGGGUUUGUUGGGUUUGCCGACUUUAUUUGUGAAAUUAGGGUUAGGGUUUAUAGGUGAAUUUAGGGUUUUCUUUGAUACAAACAUUUACAUGGCUGCUGGAAGACAUGGUGGUUACAGGGAUAAUGAAUUUAGGGGGCGUGAGGCUGAGUUUGAGGUUUCACGGCGGGAGCUUGGUUACUCCAAGGGGGAUUACGAAAGAAUUAGGUCUGAGGAUCGGGAUUUUGAUAGGGAUCGAGUUCAUGACAGGAGUGGUCGAGAUAGGGGUAGGUUGAGACAGAGGGAUAUAAAGGAAAGGGAUAUGGUAAAUGGGAGUUUUAGGUCCAUGUCAAGCAGGAGUGAUUCUGGUAGUAGUGAUGGUGAUGGUGGUGGAGCGAGGAGAAGUGGUGGGCUUAGUGUCAGAGCUGUUGACCGAGAGCCUAUAAAAGAAAGGGAUAUGAUAAAUGGCAGUUAUAGGUCCGGGUCAAGCAGGAGUGAUUCUGGUAGUAGUGAUGGUGAUGCUGGUGGAAUGAGGAGAAGUGGGCUUAGUGUCAGGGCUGUUGACCGAGAGCCUGGGGAAUUGUCUAGCGAGAGUGGGUCUGAUGGGGCUAUUGAGUCAGACCAGAAGACCAAGAAUGCCGCCAAUGGGAAUCAGUCUUCUGUACAGAGCAAGAAACGAAAAUAUUCUCCAAUUAUAUGGGAUAGGGAAGAUAAGGAAGUGAAUAGAAUGUCAAAGAGUAGAAAUUCACCAGUAGCUGCUAAGCUACCUCCUCCGCCUCCAUUGCCAAAGUCAUCUGGCCAGUUGGCUAAUUUCCCCCCUGAAAGGGUUGAGCAGGUCUCUCUGUUGAACACUAAUAAUGUUCACAGUAUGGAGCCAUCCCCAAGUAAUACAAAUACAGCACUUGGUUUACUUAUGGAUGCAUCUCAUGAAUCCCCAGUUGACAUAUGUUCUCCACCUGUUGAUGAGGAGCAAUUGCUCAGUCAGGAAGCCAGGAAAGUAGAAGAUGAGGAAUACGUGCCCGUGCCGACUAUAAGAUCAUCUCGAUGGGCAACUGAUGCUGACUCUCCAGCUGAUGAAGGUGAGAUUUCAGGUGAUGAUACGCCCCUAUUGAAAAAGCGACGAGCAGUUUCCCAGUCAGCUGAAAUGGGUGGACGCAGGAAAUCACUAACUCCUGAAUAUGAGGAGCUCAAGAGAGAAAGCUCCGGAGGAAAUAGAACGAGGUCUUCAGACUCUGAUGAACAUAUUAGGUCUUGCAGCAGAGAGAGUUACCAGGGCAAUGAAUUAGAUAAGAAUGACUCAAUGGAUGUGGAUAAGGACCGCAAUUAUGAUGGGACUAGUGUUAGCCAGUCAGAUACAGAAUCUGAAGAUGAACAUGAUUCUCGUGGUACACCGGAGGCUGCGCUUCCUCCACAAAGGAGCGUAAACAUGCUGCAGGGGUGUAGAAGCGUCGAUGAAUUCGAGCGGCUUAACAGGAUAGAUGAAGGCACUUAUGGGGUUGUUUACAGAGCUAAAGAUAAGAAGACGGGAGAAAUUGUUGCACUAAAGAAGGUUAAGAUGGAGAAGGAACGAGAAGGAUUUCCCCUGACAUCUCUCAGGGAGAUUAACAUUCUUCUUUCUCUUCAUCACCCCUCAAUUGUAGAUGUCAAAGAAGUAGUUGUAAGAAGCAGUCUUGACAGUAUUUUUAUGGUGAUGGAGUACAUGGAACAUGAUCUGAAGGCAUUAAUGGAGACAAUGAAAAAACCAUUUACCCAAAGUGAAGUCAAAUGUCUUAUGCUCCAGCUUUUGCAUGGUGUCAAGUAUCUUCAUGAUAAUUGGGUCCUUCACCGAGAUUUGAAGACUUCAAAUUUGCUUCUAAACAACCAAGGUGAGUUGAAGAUUUGUGACUUUGGUUUAGCUCGUCAAUAUGGGAGCCCCUUGAAACCAUACACUCAUUUGGUGGUUACUUUGUGGUACAGGGCGCCAGAACUUCUGUUGGGAGCCAAGCAAUAUUCUACUGCAAUUGACAUGUGGUCACUGGGUUGUAUCAUGGCCGAGAUGCUAUGCAAAGAACCACUCUUCAAUGGGAAAACAGAAGUUGAUCAAAUUGACAAGAUAUUCAGAAUUCUUGGCACCCCUAAUGAGACGAUUUGGCCAGGGUUUUCCAAGCUUCCUGGGGUGAAGGUCAACUUUGUAAAGCAUCAGUUUAAUAAUUUAAGAAAUAAAUUUCAAAGCCCUACAACAUCCUACAUGGGAAAACCAGACCUAUCAGAGUCUGGCCUUGACCUGUUGAAUAAGCUUCUGACUUAUGAUCCUGCGAAGAGAAUAUCUGCCGAUGCUGCUUUGAACCAUGAGUGGUUUCGUGAAGUUCCUCUCCCCAAGUCUAAAGAAUUCAUGCCUACUUUCCCUGCACAGCAUGCACAAGAUAGGCGUGUGCGAAGAGUAAUGAAGAGUCCAGAUCCUCUUGAGGAGCAGCGAAGAAAGGAACUGAAGCAAGGGGUGUUGGGAACUGGUGGAUUGUUUGGCUAAGAUAAGUGAAUAGUGCUCAGUAACUGUUUGAGUUUUGCUUUCUCUAAUACUCAUGGGUUGACGUGGUUGAGGUUAGAGCCAUGCACUUAAAGGAAGUUGCAAAAAUUGUUUGCUAGACGAUCAGUUCAGCUGUUUUUUAGCAGGCUUAUCUGACAAUUAGAUCAAGAAACAAUUCUUUUGGCUAUGCGUUAUCAGAUCUGUUGCAGGUUGACUUACUGGGCUCUGGUGCCUUGUCAAAAUCUCUGGGACUGCUUGCAUGGCAGGGGUGGCAUAGUGAGCUUACCUGUUAAGGAACAGUUUCAAUUGAAACUCGUGUAUGUAGCAUAUUUCCCAUUGGCAGUGUAAACAAUGAUCUUGAAAUUGAUUUUGUUAAACAUAUGGAUUGGUUUCAUACUUCUAGUAUGUCGAUUUUAAUUUUCAUAUUCUGUUUGCAAGAGAUGGUGGUGUAAAGCUGAUGGGGAAUUCUUAGCUUUUUCAUUGAUGAAGAAUUUCAAUGAAACUAUUGCACAUAUGAAGGUAA
Messenger RNA from Solanum tuberosum (potato), 3803 nucleotides. Its product is annotated as cyclin-dependent kinase G-2. Gene Ontology annotation, molecular function: protein serine/threonine kinase activity; ATP binding. NCBI's taxonomy places the organism in Eukaryota, Viridiplantae, Streptophyta, Magnoliopsida, Solanales, Solanaceae. Bases 890 to 3283 code for a protein of 797 amino acids. The record is from RefSeq and is a predicted model, not a curated record. The transcript has 6 exons. Gene Ontology annotation, cellular component: nucleus. Gene Ontology annotation, biological process: protein phosphorylation; regulation of mitotic cell cycle.